Molecule: messenger RNA, 897 nt
Organism: Diversispora eburnea
Lineage: Eukaryota; Fungi; Glomeromycota; Glomeromycetes; Diversisporales; Diversisporaceae
Source: the annotation of a GenBank genome assembly
AUGGCAUUAAUCGAAAGUGUCUGUCCUGAUUUGAACCUUAUUGCACGCGGAAAAGUUCGUGAUUUGUAUCGUAUUGACGAAAAUUCAUUACUUUUUGUCGCAACUGAUCGUAUAAGUGCUUAUGACGUUAUUUUGAAAAAUGGUAUUCCAGGAAAAGGAAAAAUUCUGACCCAAAUUAGUGUAUUUUGGUUUAAAUAUCUUAAAGAUAUUGUUCCAAAUCAUUUGAUUACUUGCAAUCUUAAUGAUAUGCCAGAAAUUUUACAGAAAUAUAAAGAUCAACUUGAACAUCGAUGUAUGUUAGUGAAAAAUUUAAAAGUUCUCCAAGUUGAAGCAAUUGUGCGAGGUUACAUUACUGGUUCAGCAUGGUCUGAAUACAAAAAGAAAGGGAGUAUAUGUGAUAUUCCUCUUCCUGAGGGGUUACAAGAAAGUCAAAGUUUCGAAAAUCCCUUAUAUACACCUAGUACAAAAGCAGAAAUAGGACAACACGACCAAAAUAUUCAUCCAAGUAAAGCCUCUGAAAUUAUAGGAGAAAAUUUCGCAAACGACAUUGCCAAAAUUUCCAUAAAAUUAUAUGAAAAAGCAAGGGAUUAUGCGUUUAAAAAAGGUAUUAUUAUAGCCGAUACAAAAUUUGAAUUUGGGAUUGAUUCCAAUAAAAUUAUUUAUCUUGUCGAUGAAGUAUUAACUCCUGAUUCUUCACGAUUUUGGCUCUCUUCUAAGUAUGAAAUCGGUAGAAGCCAGGACAGCUUUGACAAGCAAUAUGUUCGUGAUUAUUUAACCAGCAUUGGAUUUGAUAAAAAAACAAGUAUUACUUUACCCGAUUACAUAAUUCAUAAAACGCGUGAAAAAUAUAUUGAAGCAUAUAAAUUAUUAACUGGUAAUGAACCAGAUUUUUUAUAG